GGAAGCAACGACAGAGCAUCAAGAUCGCCGCGUUCGGAUGAUCAGCGCGAGAUCAGCGAUAUGCCGACCACCAAGAGAUCGCGCUCCGACUCCGUAAUUGCAGACUUCAUAAACGCACGAUGAACUCUAACUCAGACUGUGAGGUGUGAGGUGAGGUGAGAGUCAAACAAAUCGAUUUGAGAGUCAGUCUAUCGCCAAAAGUUGAAAAGGCGCGAUCCCCAGUCGAUAAACCAAACCAAAACAUAUAUGCUAAUUAACGAAAGCGAAAGCGCAAUGAAAUGCGUAUGCGUAAUGCGUAUUGUUGUUAAUCUAGGGCAUCAGUGAGUCCUGAAACGAACCGAAACGAGCCAACGAAUCGCCAGAACUAAUCCAAAAUGCAUAUAUAACUAUUAUCUCUCUCUUUCUCUUUCUUCUAUAUCUCUCUUUUUUAGUUAUCGUAAGCGUUUUUCUCCUUUUAUGUUUGUUCCGCCUAAAACUAAGUUUUAUCGAGAUCGAAAUCGAGGUUCGCGGGUAUUCGAGAUCGAGAGAGAGAUGACCAAUUAGAUAACUCCACUACUACUCUACUACCAAUCUACUACUACUACCAAUCAGCCACAAAACAGCCCAACCAGAACAUCGACAUUAAUCCGCUUCUAACCACCUCGCCACCACGUCGUCGUGUGCCGCCAGCCGGGGACUGAUCUGGGUCCUGAUCCUGUUUGUGAUUCUGAUUCUGGCUCCGGUCCUGUCCUGGUUGCAUUUACAUUAAGUACCAAUGAUUUUGUGUUUUGUCUUAGCUAGUUCAGAUCAACAGUCCGUCCAGUCAAAAUCGUGUUUUAAAAUGGGGUACAAAGCACUCACAUAAUCCGUUCUUAAUCGACCGAUCUUCCCGAUCAUCAUCCGCAUCUAGUAAUCAUUACAUUUCGACCAACGGGUCGAGCUCUCUGCGAGCUCUGUCUUCGUAAAAAAAAGCAUUAAAUGAGGGUAGAUAACAGCUAUAGGUAGGGCAGUGGAGAACCUAACCAACUUAAACAUAUUGUUGCUCUUAUUAUCGUUUCAGCGUCUUGUUUUCUUUUUUUUAUUUUUCUCUUUUUAUCACUGAGCAAUGUAAAAUGUGUGUGACCCUUCUUCAAGUCAGUUACCACGCCCCCAACUCAUGGAAAUCGAAUACGAAUACGAAAACCGCACCUAAGGUUGCUUAUAAUUUCUAAUUUUUAUAAACUACUCGACAGAGCUGAGCACACACGAGGAGUUCGGCAAAUCCCCGAGGCCCAAGUCACCCUUUUUUACUGGAGGGGAUUCACCGGAUAUCCUUCAGUGUGCCUAGUUCGCCUUGUCGCUCACAAUCGGAUGUGUGUCGGCGGAGGAUUUUUGAUUUGAUACGCAUUACACAUUAUUUGACACAUUACCUCAUAUUUAUAUAUAUAAUAUCUACAGUUGCAUCACAUACACUACGUAUAUCCAAUCUAUUGCCUAUCCAUAAGCGAAUAUGUUUUAUUUGACGGGAGCCUUUCUUUUUUAUUCUUGCAUUUUCCAGCCUUUACAAAUAAAUGACAAAAACUCAAGCCCCUCUGCAUAAACGAUAGACUCAUAGACUCUCAUCCCACGCAAAACAAACGAUAAGCGAAAGCAUUAACCUUAAGUAUCCAAUAAUAAAUAAUCGUGACAAUAAUACCGUUUGCCCAUCGAUUCACCAUCGUUAGAUACGGGCUCCAAAACUCAACCGAUCAGCUCGAGGAGCCACCGGCGGCAGCCUCUAUAUGAUUAACAAUUUGUUUUCUUAUUUUUUCUUUUUUGUCUUCAUCUUUCUUGCAGGCAGCAGGCAGUUUUUGUCUUUAUUUAAGCGGUUUCAAACGCAAUCUCUUGACCAAUUUGUCAGUCCUACUUUUGCCUUCGGAAAAGAGAAAAAAAAAAUGAAAGAAAAUCAAUCGAACAAGUCAAAUGAAAAGUCGAAUCGAAUCCCAAACAAAUUGCAUAGCUGAUGAUCAACUGAACUGAAUUCCCUCCCCGUUAUGAGAUGCACUAAUCCCUCUUCCCAAUUCUAGGCAAGUCCACGGAUUCGAAAAUUCCCUACCUUUCGCAGCCUCUGUAUGACCUCAAGCAGACGGGCGAUGUCAAGUUCGGUCCGGGCACCCGUUCAGCGCUCCUCGGUCUUCUGGGUGGAGCCCUGCCCAAGCUCUCUUCUGAGCAGCACGACCUGGUCAGCAAGGCAAAGAAGUACGCCAUGGAGCAAAGCAUCAAGAUGGUGCUUAUGAAGCAGACCCUUGCCCAUCAGCAGCAGCAAUUAGCCACUCAGCGGACUCAGGUUCAGAGACAACAGGCACUGGCUCUAAUGUGCAGAGUCUAUGUGGGCAGCAUUUCGUUUGAGCUCAAAGAGGACACGAUUCGCGUUGCCUUCACUCCUUUUGGUCCCAUCAAAUCAAUCAACAUGUCCUGGGAUCCCAUCACACAAAAGCACAAGGGAUUCGCUUUUGUGGAAUACGAGAUUCCCGAAGGCGCCCAGUUAGCGCUGGAGCAGAUGAAUGGUGCCUUGAUGGGAGGCAGGAACAUUAAGGUAGGACGACCUAGUAACAUGCCGCAGGCCCAACAGGUGAUAGACGAGGUACAGGAGGAGGCUAAGAGCUUCAACCGCAUCUACGUAGCCUCUAUUCAUCCCGAUCUGUCCGAGGAAGACAUCAAGAGCGUCUUCGAGGCAUUCGGUCCUAUCCUCUACUGCAAGCUGGCCCAGGGAACUUCUCUACACACGCACAAGGGCUACGGCUUCAUCGAGUACGCUAACAAACAAGCUAUGGAUGAGGCCAUCGCCAGUAUGAAUCUCUUCGAUCUGGGCGGACAACUGCUGAGGGUGGGUCGAUCUAUUACGCCUCCAAACGCCCUGGCCUGUCCUACAACAAACUCAACGAUGCCCACUGCCGCAGCAGUAGCUGCAGCGGCGGCAACUGCCAAAAUCCAGGCCCUGGAUGCGGUGGCAAGCAAUGCCGUGCUGGGCUUAUCGCAAAACACACCCGUUAUGGCAGCCGGAGCAGUAGUGACCAAGGUUGGAGCAAUGCCAGUGGUUUCAGCAGCCACAUCGGCGGCCGCUCUGCAUCCUGCUUUGGCACAAGCAGCACCUGCUCUUCUUCCCCGGGAAUAUUCCAGGCCCCCCUCUCCUGUGGCUCCCAGUUUGCUUGGAGUUCCUGCUGGCCUACAGCCACUUCAAGCGGUGGUGCCUACUCUUCCACCGCCUGCCCUUUUGGCCACGCCUACUCUGCCCAUGACUGUCGGCGGUGUUGGUGUUGGCAUAGUGCCUACAGUGGCCACCGUGUCAGGAGUGGAAGCUAGUAAUGGAACUGCAGCUGCAGCCGCACUUUCUGCUGCUGCGAAUAAUGCUGCUGUCACGGCAGCAAGUCUUUCGGAGAACAUCAAGAAGGCGCAUGAGAAGCAGCAGGAGGAGCUACAGAAGAAACUGAUGGAUGAAGGCGAUGUGCAGACGCUUCAACAGCAGGAGAAUAUGUCCAUCAAGGGUCAAAGCGCUCGACAGUUGGUAAUGCAACGGUUGAUGCGACCAGUGGAUUCACGAGUAAUCAUUCUGCGAAAUAUGGUCGGUCCUGAGGAUGUAGACGAGACCCUACAGGAGGAGAUUCAAGAAGAGUGCAGUAAAUUCGGAACCGUUAGCCGGGUGAUCAUCUUCAACGAGAAGCAGACGGAAAACGAGGACGAUGACGAGGCGGAGAUUAUCGUAAAAAUCUUUGUAGAGUUUUCGGCAGGAGCGGAGGCAAUGCGAGGAAAAGAAGCCCUCGACGGCAGAUUUUUCGGUGGCCGAAGAGUGGUCGCUGAACUUUACGAUCAGGGUAUUUUUGAUCAGGGAGAUCUGUCCGGUUAGACGGGAGAUGAAGUUUGCCGAAUUCGUUUGUCAUUUUUUUACGUAGCACCUAAAACAAAAAUGAUGCAAGUUUAUUUAUUACGCUAGUCCGAAAACAAAUGACCAUUGUUUAGCGGCACGGCAGCCAGAUUACAAUUAUGAUUAUGAUGAGAUGAUUCUGCAACGCAGUGAUUUAGAUUUAAAGAAAGAUCCCCUUAGGGAGGAGCGAUUUUCGGUGUUUUUGUAUUAUUGCUUUCUCUUGGAACGCAGAAAACCACAAAUGAAACCCAAGCACACAACGGCCGACUAACAAAUUGUACAUUUACAUUGAAUUAUUUCAGCGCUUAACUUACGAAAUAAAUAAUAGUUUCCCAAUAGAA
Drosophila eugracilis is the source of this 4200-nucleotide messenger RNA. RefSeq names its product poly(U)-binding-splicing factor half pint (gene hfp). Lineage: Eukaryota; Metazoa; Arthropoda; Insecta; Diptera; Drosophilidae. The coding region runs from base 2204 to 3841 and encodes 545 amino acids. Gene Ontology annotation, biological process: mRNA splice site recognition; alternative mRNA splicing, via spliceosome; regulation of alternative mRNA splicing, via spliceosome. Gene Ontology annotation, molecular function: RNA binding. The record is from RefSeq and is a predicted model, not a curated record. The transcript has 4 exons. Gene Ontology annotation, cellular component: precatalytic spliceosome; catalytic step 2 spliceosome.